Molecule: messenger RNA, 1439 nt
Organism: Branchiostoma floridae (Florida lancelet)
Lineage: Eukaryota; Metazoa; Chordata; Leptocardii; Amphioxiformes; Branchiostomatidae
Product: 4-hydroxy-2-oxoglutarate aldolase, mitochondrial-like
Exons: 7
Coding region: 336-1361 (341 amino acids)
Biological process (GO): N-acetylneuraminate catabolic process
Molecular function (GO): 4-hydroxy-tetrahydrodipicolinate synthase activity; N-acetylneuraminate lyase activity
Source: RefSeq, a predicted model, not a curated record
UGGGUUGUACCAGAUACAGAAUGGCGGACGGAAUGAACUGUUGAACUUUGUGAAGAACUUUGCAACGUUUGAUUUUAUUUCCACGCAGUUUGCAGACAGGUGUUUGUCUACUGCAACCAGAUUGGGAGCUCCUUUUAACUCGAGGCCCCACUCUAGAGACGAAAAACGGCCCAGCUGAUUGGAUACAGUGUGGACCAAUCAAAGUUAAACUGAUUAAGCGGUGGACCAAUCAGCAGAGGGUAAUUGUGUGACCAACAUCCCAUCAGCAUCUCUCUGAUCAUUUUGACCUCUCCCUGUGCGUGUGUGCUCUCUACCUCCCCAUCUUCGCUUCCACCAUGGCUUUUGUAGCAAAUAGCCUCAGAACUCUGUCUAAGCUUGGCACUCUGGCCGUCCACCAGCGGACGUUCCCCGUGGGUGGUGUGAGGGUGUUGGACUGUGUUCACAGAGGAAUGGCCAGCUUUAAGAAGGUUGACCUGUCCGGAGUGUUCCCACCGCUGCCCACGCCGUUUGAUCAGGACGAGAAGGUGAACCACGAACACCUCAGGAACAACGUCACGAAGUGGAAUGAGAUUGACUUUAGAGGCUAUGUUGUGCAAGGCUCAAACGGAGAGUACACCUACCUGAGUGAUGAGGAGCGUGUGGAGUUGGUGAGAACAGUGAAGCAGGCCGCAGCACCGGGCAAGCUGAUUAUUGCUGGAUCAGGAUGUGAAUCUACCCAGGCGACCAUUGCCAUGACCCAGAAGAUGGCGGAAGCAGGAGCAGAUGUUGCCAUGGUGAUCACACCUUUCUACUUCAAGGGCAGGAUGACGAGCCAGGCCUUCAAGAACCAUUAUGAGAAGGUUGCCUCAGCCAGUCCUAUCCCAGUCAUCCUGUACAGUGUACCAGCCAACACAGGAGUGGACCUGCCUGCAGAUGUGGUGGCUGCACUAUCACAACAUCCCAACAUCAUCGGCAUUAAGGACAGCGCAGGAGAUGUGAGUUCUUGGAAUACAUUAACUGUUGUAAAAGCUUCUGUUUUUUGUCCUGUUGUAGAAAUUGAAUUGUAUUUGAAUACCCACACUGUUGUGUUGGUUGCAGGUGCAGUAGGCUGUGUUGCAGCUCUAGCAAACACGCUGGGUAACGAGGUUUGCCAGCUACACAAGCUUUGUAAGGAAGGGAAGAUGGACGAUGCCAUGAAACUUCAACACAGGCUGAUAGCACCAAACUCUGCAGUGACCCGUAAGUUUGGCGUACCAGGACUGAAGGUUGCCAUGGAGUGGUUCGGUUACUACGGCGGUCCGACACGUUCACCCCUCCUCCCUCUCACUCCUGAAGAAGAAGAGAGCAUGAGGGCUGACUUCCAGAAAAACGGAUUCCUCUAAGAAGCAAAAUCAGACAAAUCUGUAACAAAGUUGAACCGUUUCUUUCAACACAAAAAUUGGACUAACCAAAUUUGAAAA